Molecule: messenger RNA, 5941 nt
Organism: Cottoperca gobio
Lineage: Eukaryota; Metazoa; Chordata; Actinopteri; Perciformes; Bovichtidae
Gene: foxn2a
Product: forkhead box N2a
Exons: 6
Coding region: 1360-2592 (410 amino acids)
Biological process (GO): regulation of DNA-templated transcription
Cellular component (GO): nucleus
Molecular function (GO): cis-regulatory region sequence-specific DNA binding; DNA-binding transcription factor activity
Source: RefSeq, a predicted model, not a curated record
GUAUGGAGGAAGCAGCUGCUGAUCUGAUCUCUGACAUUGUGUGAGACAGACAUCUGAAUAAACUGCGCACAGACGUGUCUUUAAACAUACCACACCGAGGAACGCCGUGGAUGAUUAAAUGAACAGAUAUGCCGAUCCAACACCGCUCUCUGUGCACCUUUACCUCUCCAACCUUCCGAAUGAACUCCCAUCUUGAGCCGCAUCAAGCACAUCCCAGACCACCCCCGACCGGGGCAUCUGGUGUCCACCCGCCGGGUGCAGCAGGAGCGUUUCGUUACAGGGUGGCUGCUCGGUGGUCGUCUGUGACAGAGCCAGCCAGCAUGGAUUAUUAUUUUCUUAUUGUAUCCAUAUAUCUUGUUUGUGGGAUUUCUGCUCUUAAUUGAAGGGAUGGCAGGGUUGUCAUGGUGACACCAGGACAUAAAGCUUGUUGUGAGCUCAGCCAAAGAGCGAUCUCUUUGUGCUCUUGGCCUCAUCAACCAGUGUGCAAGACCAUAGUUUGUAUUGAAUAUUGAGGUUUAUUGAACGAAAAUGUAUUAUCAAAUAAGUACUUCUUCACUUAUGCAAGUGCGCUGAAACUUUCUUCAUACAUAUUUUCUUUUGUGCCUGUAAUAAAAAUCCUUGCUCAAUAUCGGGUUAAACUAUAACACCGACGGGAUCAUUGCUGAUGACGCGCCAACAAUUCUUCCUCUGAGCCAAUGUACAAAAUGUAAUCAUUCAAGAGUAUCAUUGUCUUUUUAUUAAGGGUACUUAGUUAAUGAUACAGGGCUUCUUACAAUAUUGAAUAUCUUUGUGUUGUAAAUGUCUGUCAACUCCUGAGCCUGUAGCCUCUUUAAACUACUUAAUCUGGCAUGUGACAAAUUGAGGCUUGAUCCUGGCUGAAUGCAGAUCAGUCUAUAAGAGCCAUCCACUCGGUAAGAUGUAGGCCUUCCACUCAUUCCUGCAGUCGUUGGAUGGUUUCAUGCUCAUUUACACACAGUGAUCAGCUGGGUCCUGUCUGCGACGAGGUGGGCGUCGAGGAGUGGAGCCUUAAGUCUGUUCAGUUGCUUGAGAGGACCUCCUUGAAGGUCCUUUGCUGGAGUCAAGAGGAGGAAGUGCUGAGAGCCUCUCCGUCCUCGCCAGACGUGGAGGAGAGGGCCAGGAAGUGCAAUAGAGGCAGACAGGCACAGCCCCAGGGGGUGUGCCCCCAGGGAAGACUUAGGAAAACAAGGUCAACCCUUGGGAUAGCACAUCAUUCCAUUAUGUCUUUGUUUUGAUUUGUUUUGAAAUCAGUUCACCAUCAAAAACUGUGAUUGUUGUCCACAUGCCGUUUAACAUUAACGACCUCUUCUCUCCUUUCUCUCUUCAGACCUCUUUGAUUUAAUGGGUCCAAUCAUUGGGAUGUCACCAGAUAAGAAAACGGAAAUUCCAGGUAUGCAAGAGGAGCGGACGGGGCUCAGAGGUGUUUGUGGUGUGGGAACACUGCCCGAGGCGGAGUGUGCGUCCAGUCCGCUGGCGACUAGUGUGGAUCGUGCUGGAGGUACGGAGGAUGAGGAGCUCACCAACCUCAACUGGCUGCACGAGAACCUGCUGCAGAACUUCACUCUAGGAGGUCCGGAAGCUCAGCCCAGCGGCAGUCCCCUCUUUGACAUAGAGGGAGACUACGGGCCCAACCAUGGCGCGUCGUCCUCCUCCUCAUCUUCGUCACACAGCAGAGGCAGGGAGCGGGACUCGUUGAAGUCUAAGCCCCCUUUCUCGUUUUCUCUCCUCAUCUACAUGGCCAUCGAGCAGUCUCCCAGCAAAUCUUUACCUGUUAAAGAAAUCUACGGCUGGAUUCUCGAGCACUUCCCUUAUUUCUCCAACGCUCCCACUGGCUGGAAGAACUCAGUUCGUCACAACUUGUCCCUGAACAAAUGCUUCCGCAAGGUUGAGAGGAGUUUGGGAAAGGCCAAUGGAAAAGGUUCUCUCUGGUGUGUUGACCCCGAGUACCGGCCCAACCUGAUCCAAGCCCUUAAGAAGCAGCACUUCCCUGCCGCACAUGCCUUCUGCACACCACCCGCCUCCCCACCCAGUGCCUCCUCACCCCCUCGCCAUCUCUUUCUACAAGGCUGCUCAUUCAAAGAGUCUGACAUUGAUGCUGCCACUGCCAUGAUGCUCUUAAACUCUGCCCCCGGGCACCACGUUGACCCAUGCAAAUCUGACGGCCCACUGGACCUCUCCCGACCCGACUCUGUCCUGGUGAGCAGUGAUCCAAAGCAGGACCACAACUACAGCAGCGUAGCCCUGCAGCGCUGCUCCUCCCGUUCCUCCUCGUCGUCUCUUUCCUCCCUGGAAGAAGGAGGCUGUGACCGCAGACAGUCCCACCGCGCUGGCAGCGAGGGCUUCCACAGCGACGAGGACUCUGACCUCUGGGACGAGAGAGGCGUCCACCAGACUUCUCGACGUCCGGCCGCCAUCAAGUGGCCUGUCUGUAAGAGGGCACGACGUGAGGUCAAGCCGGAGCUGGAUGAGGAGCUGAAGGAAGCCGCAGGCUCCUUGCUGCACCUCGCUGGUAUACGCAGCUGCGCGGAGGGAUCCAAACGCACUGUCAAGAGCACAAAACUUAACAGGAAAUGAAGAUUAUUUUUGCCCCCCAUCAGACUCCGGACCCUGUGAACCCUAACCUCUGACCCCUGAUCGUGUGUCCCAGUGUGCCUCCUUCUCCUUAUCUGAUCGUUCAUUGGCCAUUUUGAGCCUUUUUUUUUGUUUGGGAAUAUCCCUGUCCAACAAAACAAAUGGCAAUAGUAUCGUUCACACAGGAGAACAAAGCCAUAUAGAGACUUUUGUAACUCGGGGGGUGACUGCUGGGGGCGGGUGUUUGGGCAAUGGAGAACCAUCAAGAAAUCUAUCCAAAAUGACCUGCCUGCUUCUGUUGGAUUAGAAGAUUGUGAUUCAAGAUUUUUUCUCUGAAAGACAAAACGGGAAAAGCUGAAGGUUUUAUAACUCAAAGCGUUGCAUGCUUCCUCCUCAAACCUGUAUCCUCUUCCAAGUGAAUCUAUUUAUGAAGCGAAUGAGUGCAUGUUUGUAACAGACAAAACCUAACCUCCUGGUGUUAUCAGUUUCUCCUUUUUGUGCUAAAGAAAAAAAAAUGCCACUGUUUUGAAAGGAAUUCUUGCUCCAUGAAUCCUCUUGUAAGAGAGAUGCAAUAAUUAAUCCACAACCUUAACUUUUUUGACUUUAUUUCAUGGUGGCAUUUUUUCAGAGUUGAGUAUGCUAGUUAAACUUUACAAUUAAGAGAAUGAAUGGAGUAGUACUAUAAUCUUGUUAUGCGAUAAACUUAUUACACACGAGCUCUGGCUCUAUUUCAGGAUUAGCAAGAUGUGGAAAUAGUAUUACUCUGCCACUGCCAAAUUUAGUUGCAAAGUUAGCUAUACUACUUCGCUCGGUUUUGUGCGGCCAUUACAGUGCUAUACAAAUGAAAGCUGUUUUCAUAUUUGUUUUCAUAUUUUUUUGCAAAUCCAGUGCUCAUCCUUUCAAUCCCUUUAAUUCAUCAGUGUGUUUUUGACAUUUAUUGUGCAGACAUAUAUCCACAUGUUUGGUGAUAGCCUAUGCAAAGUGAACAUCUGCCACGUGUUGCCAGAUGUUCACUGUGUGUUCAUAGGUUAUCCUCCAUAGAUUUUAUUUUUUAUUUCUUCUGUGUGUGUGUGUAUCAUAGUGCAUGUCGACUUCAGCCGAAACCUGAGAUGACGGGUCACGACAGAAAAGAGUUUGAAAUGGUCAAACUUUUUUCUUCUACUGACAAAGUAGUCAUACUGCUCCAAUGAAUGUGAUUGGUGUAAUGACGGAUCUCCUUGCUACUGCUGUAUUGUGGGGCUGCUUGGUACUCUGCUUGCUUCUGGUCCUCUUUGAAUGCAGAGCUGGUUAAUAUCCAGAAACGGGAGCGGACAGUAAAUUACCACAGCUCCAUUCUUUGGGUUUACAGUUGAAUUAUACCUCCCUGUGCUUUCCUUGCUUUUUGAACCAUAUGCUUAAGAAAACAACAAAAUUAUACUGCUAAUUUUCUGUUCGCUGGUCCUGUGGCAAAGUUAUUUCACAACUUGAGGGAGAGUGUGUCUGUUCGAGAAGGGGACAGUACAGUCGCGGCCAGAGAGAACUGGACUUUGUAUGUGCAGUCGCUCGCAGGCGAGAUGUUGAAGAUCUGUGCUGUGCUAAAGUUGUGCCCUCAGUUCUGGCUGGCCACAAGUGUUUCGUCCUCGCUCUUCCUCCCAGAACAAAAUAAGGAAGUGCACGCUCUCUUCUCAAGCUGUUUUAAAAUGGGGGUGUUUAUUUGUCAGUUGGUUACAUACAGUUAACUGGGGGGAAGUUGCGAGCUGCUUGUGUAAAAGGCCACAAUUCUCAUUUGAGCUUUUUUUUCUUCUUCUUUUUCUUUUUAAAGGCUGCAUUCUCGCAGCGUACAAUACGAAGUAGCAUGGGAACUCACAAGGGUAACCAAACUGGAAAAUUAAAUUAUUUUCUUCCCACAGUAUUAGAUCACAUUGACUCUUAGUAUAGCAUGCAUGGUCGGUGCCAAACAUUUUCUUGUGCCACUGAUGUGAAACUGCAAAGGGCCAUGGCCACUAUAUUCCCCUGCUGCCACAAUGUAGUUGUGAUUAAGAGUAACAAUGCCCUAGUUUUCUGAAUCAUCCGGACAGGAAAUGGGAGAGGACUGUGGUCAGUGCAGUGACUUAACCAAUCUUUUGGUUUAUUUUUGUCGUUUUAGAGCAGGAACAGUUCUUAGCAGAAUAAGCUGCCGUUCCCAGAAGUAAUAUUUGCAUACACUGGUCUUGUUUAGCUGUGAAAAAAAGAACAAAUUAUUGUUCAUUAAUCAUCACCUUAUUUAUGACAUUAAUUUAUGGGAUUAUUGAAUGCAUACUCUAUCAAACACUGGUCAUUUAAAACAAGUGACUAGACACAUUUACUUUUUCCCCUCUGUGAAAGUCUUUUGUUUUUCUCCUUGUUUUAUUUUACAGCAAUACACCUUUUUUUUCUUUCACUAUGUUAUAGUGAUUAAGUAUUUUGCCAAUGUCUAUUGUCUUUAGAGCGGGUGUUUUUGUUUUGUUUGUUUGUUCGUUCUUUCAAUUUAACCAUGACUGCCAGGUUUUCUUGAUGUUUGUUUGUUUUGCUUUUUGUUAGGCUGGAUAGUUUAUUAACAUUGAUCCUGAAACCUUUUGUUGCCAAAAUUGAUGUACAGCUGGGGUAUAAAAUUUAAGAUGGACACAUUCCCCCAUGUACUGUAGAAGUUCUCUGAAGAUGAUUGAAUCAUUUUUACAUUUGUCUCAUGUUUAUGUAUAGAUAUUAUGACUAAGUAGUCACAAAUUGAAGACGGAUUAGCUCUCGAUUUCAUCUCAGAUUAGAGUCUGACUGCCACUCAUAACUCAUGCUUCCAGGUAUUGUUAUGGAACGUUGAAAUGUUUAGAAUAUCAUUGAAAACUGGAUCAGACUCCCUCAGGCCCCAGGCUGCUGCUGCUGCUGCGUAGUUUCUGACUUACAUUUAAGUAUAGUGACAACUGCAGAGAAAUUAUGGAGAGUCUUGUAGAGGAAAAGCUCACUCAUUCUUUCUGUAGCACUUGCAAAUGAAACGUUAUGUUGGUCUCUAAAUCACACUGAGUCAGAUUGUAAACAUUUUGGGGUCCAAUUUAGCCAACUCAAAACCCAGUUGCUUCAAUGCUCAACAGCUGUUAAUUAAAUUAAAUAUUGAUUAUGUGAUUCUCAAAAUCUCUGUUGCAGUUCCCAAGGGUAUGAUGAACAUUUUGUUGCAUUUGACAAAGCUGCCAACCCAGUAUCAGUUUGUGUCAGUUGUCUGCCAUGUCUAUUGGACCGACACACCUUUUGGUUUUUGUAUGCUAACCUCUGUUGAUAAAAUGUUUAUAAGAUUUAUUUUCGCCAAAGAUAUGCAAUUGCAUUAUAUAUGGUAUUACAAAAUAUUAAUAAAAACCUGUUCUUGUUA